CUCACAAUAUAUUUGAGCUAAAAUCAACAUGUCAAUUUAGCAACCUAUAACCCGUAUCACCUUGUCCUAAAAUUUACCCGCCAAUGCAUUUGACCCAACAACCUGAAACUUAACCUGCGAAAACUGUUAAUCGACUCAUUAAGGUUUAGACGCCAUCCGGAAUAUGUCAAACCGAACCCCAACCAAAGCCAUCAACAUCCCAAGCUAACUACCGGUUUACCUGAGCAUCCCAUAUCUCUUUUCUCCAUGUAAUUGUGAACGGAUCAAUCAACCUUAAAUCUAUUCUUCUGCUGCUCGAAUCUCUUUGGCACUUUGAUCACAGUCUUUCAUCUGAAUUGAAUUUGUUUCAACUGCAAAAUGGUAGUGGUUAAGAAUUACAUUUUCACAAUAUGAUGACAUCGGUUUUCUAAAUCAACGUUGAUGCGUAUCAUGAAUUCGCUUAAACUUUUUUCUGGACCUACUCGUCGGUUCUCCACAGUUUCUAAAGAACCUUCUGUAGUUCCAUGGAUCUCUCCUCUUAAUUACAUAAGAGCUAAGUUGCCGAAACUCGACCCUCCAACAGAACCUUUAGCAGAAGCCCCUAAAAGAUCCAAGUAUAUUUCUCACGAGUCAGCUAUCACGUUGAUCAAACGUGAAAAAGAUCCACAGCGUGUUCUGAAAAUCUUUAACAUGGUAGCUACUCAAAAGGGUUUUAGUCAUAACCACUCUACAUACGCUGUUACACUACAUAAGCUCGGCCGCUUAAAGAAAUUUGAAGAUGUCGAUUCUGUUCUUCAUCAAAUGAGCUAUGAAACUUGCAAGUUUCAUGAAAGUAUAUUUCUUGAUCUCAUGACUCAUUUCUCAGAGUCUUCACUUCAUGAAAGGGUUGUUGAGAUGUUUAAUGCUAUCCAACCCAUUGUUCGCGAAAAACCGUCGCUAAAAGCUGUUAGCACAUGUCUAAACCUCUUGGUUGACUCAUAUCAGGUUGAUUUGGCGAGAAGUUUCCUCUUACAUGCGAAAAAGACUUUUGAUAUACAUCCCAACACCUGCAUCUUCAACAUUUUGGUUAAACAUCACUGCAGAAACGGGAAUCUUGAAUCUGCUUUUGAGGUGGUGAAGGAGAUGAAAAUGUCUGAACUUUCUUACCCUAAUUUGAUCACGUAUUCAACUAUAAUGGAAGGUCUAUGUGAGAAAGGACAACUUGAAGAUGCCAUUAAGCUUUUUGAGGAAAUGGUCUCAAAAGAUAAGGUUGUUCCAGAUGUGUUGACUUACAAUAUUCUAAUUAACGGGUUUUGUCGUGGUGGGAAAGUUGACCGGGCCAUAAAGAUAAUUGACUUCAUGAAAAAAAACGGGUGCAACCCGAAUAUUUUCAACUACUCAACCUUAAUGAAUGGAUUUUGCAAAGUGGGAAAUCUACGAGAGGCGAGAAGAGUGUUUAAUGAGAUGAAAGGUGUAGGGUUACGCCCUGAUAAGGUUGGUUACACCACUUUGAUAAAUUGUUUGUGUAGAGCUGGUGAAAUUGAUGAAGCGAUCGGGUUUCUCAAAGAAAUGGAAGUACAAGUUUGUAAAGGCGACACCAUUACGUAUAAUAUAAUACUUGUGGGACUAUGCAGAUAUGACAGAACAUAUGAAGCUCUUGAAAUGUUACAAAAGUUGCCUUAUGAAGGUGUAUAUUUGGAUAAGUCAAGCUAUAGAAUUGUCUUGAAUUCUAUUAUCAAAUUAGGGGAUCUGCAGAAGGCAACUGAGUUGGUAGGAGUGAUGGCAAGUAGAGGAUUUGUGCCCCAUUUUGCUACGUCAAAUGAGCUUUUGGUUCAUCUUUGUGAAGAUGGAAAAGCUGUUGAUGCAGCCAUGGUAUUGGUCGUGUUGGCGCAGAUGGGGUUCAACCCCGAACCAAGAGUUUGGAGUCUGCUUAUUGAGGUAAUGUGUAGGGAAAGAAGGUUGCUUGCAACAUUUGAACUUCUUGAUGUAUUGGUAAGAGAAUAAGAAUUGUUGAACUUGAUAUGAACAUAUAAUUAUGAGAAUGUGUUUUUUGUUGUCA
Erigeron canadensis is the source of this 2017-nucleotide messenger RNA. RefSeq names its product pentatricopeptide repeat-containing protein At5g18475. The record is from RefSeq and is a predicted model, not a curated record. The transcript has 2 exons. Bases 421 to 1962 code for a protein of 513 amino acids. NCBI's taxonomy places the organism in Eukaryota, Viridiplantae, Streptophyta, Magnoliopsida, Asterales, Asteraceae. Gene Ontology annotation, molecular function: protein binding.